This is a messenger RNA of Rana temporaria (common frog), 423 nucleotides long. RefSeq names its product small integral membrane protein 11A (gene SMIM11). The record is from RefSeq and is a predicted model, not a curated record. NCBI's taxonomy places the organism in Eukaryota, Metazoa, Chordata, Amphibia, Anura, Ranidae. Bases 102 to 311 code for a protein of 69 amino acids. The transcript has 3 exons.
UCCCAGUGGCGGAUCCAGUCUGAGGAUAUAGAUCCAGCUCAUCUACAAGUGUGAUCAGCAGAGGAAGCGUUCUGAUCUCACUGCACUGACAAUCUAGGGCCAUGGAGUUCAAUUGGAAGGCACUGGAGAAUUUCCCAUUGUUGAUGUACAUUUUAGCAGCAAAGACCUUGCUGCUGUGUCUGGCCUUCGCUGGCGUCAAGAUAUACCAAAGUAAAAAAAUUGAAGCAAAGUUAAAGCAGGAACGGGAGGAAAAACGUCGACGCUUGGCGGAGGAAACAGAAAAAGAUGAAACUGAGAAAAAAGAAGAUUGAGGUGAAUUUCUAGAGUUUGGUUUUUUAUCUUCUCUAACUCUCUUGGGAGGAAUGGAUUGCAAAAGAAUUGUGAAGACCGAGGACUAAUAAAUUAUUACUUUAUAUUUUUUUU